AUGGCCUUCAAGCACGGGCUGAGUGAACGCCUCGACGAGCUGCGGUUCCCUUCCCCACGAUCCCCACCUUCGGAGUCUGCUUUCCCUGGGUACACAUCUCUUUCCCCGGGUCAUUCGAACUUUGGAUCGCGGUUCUCAACCCGGCCGACGGGUGAUGUUCGAGCGAAUCUGCAGCGCCGCUUUACCACCGAUUCAAGCAAAUUCUCUUCAUGGGGAUAUUUGAAUCAAGGCUCUGGUGCGAGUUCGAGCACGGGCUCGACCCAGGAUCCGUUAGAUCUGUUAUCUUCGCAAUUUGAAAAGAAAAAACAACACCUCGAAUACAUGCGGGAACAGAAACGCCGUUUCGAGGAAGAUAUGAAGAUUCUUGAUCUACAACACGCACGCGAGAAGCUGGAAAUGGAUCAACUGGCUCGUGAAAUGGCUCAGAAUGGUCUUUCUGGCACAGACAGCGAGCCCACCACUCCUCCCGAGUACCGUGAAACCGCUGUGACCAGUGCUUUCAGCCGUCCCAGCCGUUUCUCUACUUCCAGCGUCACUUCUUCGCCAGGGUUUUUCAAUGCCUUUGCUCCUUCGGUCAUGACCUCGCCCCAGGCUGUCACGCACUCUAACCAGCAUUCGGUCGACCGCUUUGCAGGGCACUCUGUUCCUGGUUCUCGUCGCAACUCUGAGAAGGAUGCUUUUCUUUCUGAUCCUUCCUCGCCCUUCCGACCAGCCCAGAAUGGCCACCGAUACUCGAUGCCGUCUGGCAACCCCAAUGGCAAUAGCCGGAACAGCAUCAGUGGAUUGAACAAUGCCGCUCCCACUUCCGGUAUGGACAACUGGGGCACUAAGUAUCUAUUUCAAACUGCCGAGGAGAAGUCUCUUGGACACCUGAGAGAAUUGGAGCGACUUUCUACCCCUGAUAUCAAGAGUUAUAUCAAGUUGACUGAACCCGAUGACAAGUUCCCAACUCUGUUGCGCAGUGGUAACUCUAUACUGUCGGCAAACCCUGAUGCCCAUGAUCUUGCCAAUCCUCGUGGACAUGGAAAUGAUGCCUUCUCUCACCACAGUCGCAACCGAUCUUCACACCAGAGCUUGCCCCACAACAUCAUCAACUAUGGACAGUUACCCAACCACAACGAUGAUUACGGCAAUGGCAAUUCUGUUCAUGCACGCCAUGGUGCUCGUCAUUCCUUCAGCAGCAACAUUUCCUUCCAUGAUGAUCGUCACGAUGAGCUGGCUACUCCUGUUCCCUCGAGCCGCCCCACUGCUCUGCAGUCGUCAUACUCGACCAACGAUCUGCCUACUGUGAAGGGCAACGGUAAUGGAAACGGACAUGCUGUUACCCCAAGCAAGGUCUCCCAUGAGCAUGUGCACCAGCACAGUGCUAGCAUGGGACGCAUUUCUCAGGGUGUUGCGAACAACCGCCAGAUCAAGACUGAGAUGGAAGAACCUGAGCUGAAUAGCAAUCACCAAACUCAGACCACUCUGCAGGCGAGUGCUGCGCCUUUCGGACCGCAGCUGACAUCCCCUACAUCCAACAACUUUGUCCCUGGCGCAUCUUCUCAGAUGGGUUUACCAUUCCAAGUUCCUGCUGUUCCUUCGUUCGGUUACGGAGUCCAGCCAUACGUCAACCAAGUAACUCCUAUCAACGGCCACGUGCAGAACUUCCCAGGUGCUGCAGCUUACAACAGCAGCUAUCCUCAAUAUGCCCCUGGUUUCCGCUUCAAUGAAGGUGCUGGCCGAGGCGGCAUGGCCCAGCGCCGUCAGGAAACCGAUGCAAGCCAGCUCACUCGUUUCGGCAACUACCCUCUCGAGCACUACAAGGGCGAAUUGUACAGCCUAUGCAAGGACCAGCAUGGCUGCCGAUACUUGCAGCGCAAGUUGGAGGAGCGCAAUGAGGACCAUGUGCAGCUAAUUUUCAGUGAAGUUUACAUGCAUGUGAUUGAACUGAUGACGGAUCCUUUCGGAAAUUAUCUUUGCCAGAAGUUGCUUGAAUAUUCCAACGACGAACAGCGCACUGCUUUAAUUGACAAUGCCGCUUCGCAGUUGGUCAAGAUUGCCUUGAACCAGCAUGGAACGCGUGCCCUGCAGAAGAUGAUUGAGUUUAUUUCGACUCCUCAGCAGACUCAGACUGUGAUAAAUGCUUUGCAGCACCAUGUUGUUGAUCUUGUGCAAGACUUGAAUGGCAACCAUGUCAUUCAGAAAUGUCUCAACCGCCUCACUCCUGAGGAUGCUGAGUUCAUUUAUGACGCUGUUGGUGGUAACUGUGUGGUUGUUGGCACUCACCGUCAUGGAUGCUGCGUUCUUCAGCGUUGCAUUGACCAUGCUUCUGGUGACCAGAAGGCUCGCCUGAUUGCUCAGAUCACCUCGCACUCGUUUGCGCUAGUUCAGGAUCCUUUCGGCAAUUAUGUUGUGCAGUACAUUCUGGAUCUGAAUGAGCCCAGCUUCACUAACCCACUGUGCGCUACUUUUGGAGGCAACAUCCCUCAGCUAUCAAAGCAGAAGUUCAGCUCCAAUGUCAUUGAGAAAUGUCUUCGCACCGCUGAUAACUACAUGAAGCGUGAGAUGAUUGACGAAUUCCUUGCAGGCAAUGAGCUUGAGAAGAUGCUGCGUGAUUCCUUUGCAAACUAUGUUGUUCAAACUGCCAUGGAUUUCUGCGACCCCGACACCCGCAACCGAAUUGUCGACGCUGUUCGCCCCAUCCUGCCUUCCAUUCGCCAGACUCCUCAUGGCCGCCGUAUCGCCGGCAAGAUCAUGGCCGCUGAUGGCAACAGCCGCAGCAAUGGCAGCAGCGCUGUUACCAGCGGCCAGGCAACCCCCAACGAGGUUAGCAACACCGCCCAGGUCCCAAAGGCCAUGUUGGCUAAGCCAUUCAUGUACCAAUCCGGUCCUCAGCCUUCUGGCGUUCAGUCUCCAACCUCCAGCGGAUACAGCAGCAACACCUAUGUGCCGCAUUCCUCCCAAAGCUCGGUCUCGAACACCCCUUCUGGACAGAGUGACAGCUCGUCUGUUUACAAUGUCCCUCCUCCUCAGCAAACCGCAAACCUUGGAGCGCCGAGUCAACUCUACACCUACUUCUGA
Messenger RNA from Penicillium soppii, 3063 nucleotides. RefSeq lists its product as uncharacterized. The coding region runs from base 1 to 3063 and encodes 1020 amino acids. Gene Ontology annotation, biological process: post-transcriptional regulation of gene expression. The record is from RefSeq and is a predicted model, not a curated record. The transcript has 5 exons. Lineage: Eukaryota; Fungi; Ascomycota; Eurotiomycetes; Eurotiales; Aspergillaceae. Gene Ontology annotation, cellular component: cytoplasm. Gene Ontology annotation, molecular function: mRNA binding.